AUGCGUCUCCACUGGGUUGAUCGAGCUAUUCUUAAUGUUUUGCCUGAUGUAGUCAUAAUGACAGAUUCUGUCCAACCUUUUGCGGCCAUUAUUCAGUUAGGCCCAUCAAAAGUUCACAUAAUUGAAUGGCUGUAUUUACAUCAUACACCAAAGAACACGGUGACUCCUUUAGUGGAUCUCCUUGCUCAGCUCAUCAGCAAGGGACGCCGCCGCUGCAAAAGCCUCUUUGGCACUGACUGCGGCCAACUCAUUGUACCCAUGCCUUUAGAACAAUGGGAAACUGCUCUCUCCACUAGCAUGGAUUUGCAGUGCGCCUUAGCCGAUUUUGUUGGCCAAGUGGAUUGCCAUAUCCCAGCCGACCCUCGCCUGCAAAUGAGCAAGCAAUUUUCCCUGUCUUUCUCAACCAUAUUAUCUCCUGUCCCUUUGGACGCCCCUACUGUCUUUACUGACGGAUCCCCUCCAGGGGGGUAGUUGCCUGGCAACAAGAUGAGGAAUGGCACAGCCUCUACACUCUUCCACAAAAAUCUGCCCAGCGUUCUGAGUUAGCAGCUGCUGUUAAAGCUCUGCACCACUUCUCCAAGCAGCCUUUAAAUUUGGUCGUGGACAGCCUAUAUGUUGCAAAUGUCAUAACUCGUCUACAAGGCAGUUAUGUAAGUCCUUUAUUGGAUGACAAUUUAUUGAGCCUUUUCCUAUCCUUACAAUUACUUCUUUCCACUCGCUCCCACCCUCUAUUUGUGGUGCACAUUCGCUCCCACCAACCUUUCCCUGGCUUCAUCACUGAAGGCAACGCGAAAGCAGAUUCACUGCUUAGAGCUUUGCCUGUUUCCCCUAUUGAAAGUCAUGCUUUCCAUCAUCAAAAUGCAAAAGCCCUUAGCCGCCAGUUCCAAAUCCCGUUGGAAGCGGCACGUGCAAUUAUUCAACAAUGCCCUCAAUGCUCUAAUCAGAUUGGCCACCCCAGCCCUGGUGUUAAUCCCCGUGGGCUGGCAUCCAACCAAUUGUGGCAAAUGGAUGUCACUCACUUCGCCCCUUUUUCACCUUGGAAGUUCAUACAUGUUUGUGUUGAUACGUUCUCUGGCUUUAUUUGGGCCACCCCUCAAAGGGGAGAACAAGUUAAACAUGUUUGCAAUCAUCUUGUUCGUACCAUGUCAGUCAUGGGCAAGCCUCAUUCCCUGAAAACUGACAAUGCCCCAGCGUACUGUGCAAAAACCUUUGCUCAGUUCUGUGAAACUUGGAAUAUUCACCAUUUAUUUGGCAUCCCCUACAAUUCUCAAGGCCAAGCCAUCGUCGAAAGGGCUAAUCGUACCUUAAAAACUGCUCUACAACGCCAGGAAAAGAAGGCCGGUGUCCCAGCCUCCCUUUCCGAAAAGGAAGGCUGGCUGGCCAGUGUUCUCUUUACUCUCAACCAUUUGAAUGUUUCCAUACAGGAUCAUCAAUCUUAUACUCGCCUGCAGAAGCAUUUUCAGCAAACAGAGAUACUCCCAGCCCCACUGGUCCGCUAUAAGAUAUUACCCUCCAACGAGUGGAGUGAACCUGUAAAACUGAUCACCUGGGGAAAGGGUUACGCUGCAGUGUCUACUCCACAGGGUCCUCGCUGGGUUCCCGCACGCUGCAUCCGCCUAUACCAUGGCAUGGCGACAGUCCCUUCCGAAUCCAGUACCGCAGUUCGACCACACACUACGGAUCGCCCAGGCCGCAGCGCCCAGCCCCCCCAGGACUCGCAAGCGGGGAAAUCGUAA
Molecule: messenger RNA, 1736 nt
Organism: Podarcis lilfordi (Lilford's wall lizard)
Lineage: Eukaryota; Metazoa; Chordata; Lepidosauria; Squamata; Lacertidae
Source: the annotation of a GenBank genome assembly